AUGGAGGCCGCAUCGCCAUCCCCCCUCCAUCGGUACGGUCACUCUCCCUGCAACGAUGAAGAAUUCCCUCCUGCUGUGCGCGCCACGCAUGUGUGCGUCCAAGCUGCACCCCUCGAUUGUAACCGCCUUCUGCGCAUACACAUCGAUGAUGACAGCGACGGCGAGAAGUGUGAGGCGGGGGAUGCCAAGCGGCCUCCUUCUGCGCCAGCAUCCGAUAAGCGCGGCUCAUUCAUGGAGUCUUUCGUCCCACGCAGCCCUUCCGCCUCCACAGAAUCUCCUGCGCGGCACGAUGAGAAGGAAGACAUAAGGGACUUUCCUGAGGAAGCAGCGGAUACAGACAGCGCCGCAGCAAAGGCCACGCAACCCAAACGGCUGCGCCUGAAGAUGCAAAAGGGGGAAGAUGCCUCCGAUUCUGGAGAAUUCCUCCCUCGUAGCCCCACACCGCCGUCGGAAACACGUGAAACAGCCACAAAAAGCGAGCGAGAGCCAAGCACGCCCAAACCCGAGAGGCCCCUCUGGCGUAGAGACCGACCUUCAGAUUCAUCAGAGGCCAGCGAGGACGAUAGGAGCUCUCAGUCAAGCGCUUCCCUCUCUUCGAGUAGUAGCGGCUCGGAGAGCAGCGACUUGGAAGACGAGGAGGGGCCCCUGUCGCCGCUCGGACGUCCUGGGGGUGCCUCUGCCCAAAGGCGGUGGAUAACUUCCCCCUCCACUGAGGGCGAAUUUCAAGAAGCUCUGGAUUGGUGCCUCUCCUAUAUUGAGAAAGACGGGCACACAUUUGCAACAACCGCCACCAAGGAGCAGCGGCGCUUGGAAAUCGCCUUGUGGGAUGACGAGCUGACCCGGGGAGGCACCCGCUCCUUUGCGGACGCCUUCUUCUGCGACCCACAACGCGCCCUAAGUGCACAGCACCUCCCCGCGACAACCCCUGAGGAGAAGGCGAUUGUGUUUCUGGAUUUCCCGAAUGAGGUAUACCAGACGGAGUUUCUGCACCUGUGA
This is a messenger RNA of Cyclospora cayetanensis, 996 nucleotides long. RefSeq lists its product as uncharacterized. Lineage: Eukaryota; Apicomplexa; Conoidasida; Eucoccidiorida; Eimeriidae. The record is from RefSeq and is a predicted model, not a curated record. Bases 1 to 996 code for a protein of 331 amino acids. The transcript is spliced from 4 exons.